Molecule: messenger RNA, 4020 nt
Organism: Oppiella nova
Lineage: Eukaryota; Metazoa; Arthropoda; Arachnida; Sarcoptiformes; Oppiidae
Source: the annotation of a GenBank genome assembly
AUGACUUUAGGACCUUUUGGACACAUCAGAGGAAAGGAUUUUUUAUGCGUCCAAUCGCUCGAUGGAAAUCUAGUCUUCUAUGAACAGGAAAGCCUAGCGUUUAAUAGGUUUCUUCCCAACUCUUUACUUCCCGGUGCGAUGAUAUACAUACCACAUAGCGACUCAUUUAUUGUGGCCACACCUUUGUGGACAAUUGAAAGCUACAGAUACCAAGUGCUAGCCAUCGCUAAUAGCGAUGACAAUACAAACGCAAACAGCGGUACAAACAAUGUUCACGUGAAGGGCAGAAAAGUGACACCCGAUUGGAGCUUAUCUUUAGGCGAAUCCGUAAUCGACAUGAAAGCGAUUUUACUUGAGAAAUCAAAUUAUUAUAUAAUAGUUUUGGGCGAAAGAAAUCUCUACUCUCUGAAGGAAAACGGGAGCAUUUGGUUCAUGAAGAAGCUGGAGUUCAACCCGACCUGUUUGACCGCCUAUGCCAACGACACCAACGACGCGAUCAUAUCGUUGAUCGUGACGGACGUGUCCACACUCAUCAUCUACAGCAACGACCGGGCGAUGUGGGCCACGCAACUGCCCUUCACGCCCAUCGCCAUCCAACGGGCCUUCUUUGCCAACCUGACCGGCGCCGUCGUGUGUCUCUCGGACGAGGGACUCGUGUGUUGCGGAUAUUUGGGAACCAAUCCGUCCAUUAAGAUAGUGUCGGUGCCCAACAUUCACAGUCAAUUCAAUUACACGGAAUCGGAGACAGAAUUGCAAGAAUUGCGAACAAUUAUCAAUUCACACAACUUGGAGGGCAAUAAAAUGGACACAACAGUGGUCCGCAAUGAUGUGACAAUAAAUAUCACUGACGUUCAGACCAUCUCCGGCGUCAUGAACUCCAAGAUAUCAAAUCCGUUGUUCAAAAUCACGAUUCAAUUGCAAACGACGAGUACAGCAAACAAUGUGCGGUUAGCGCUGGAAAUGCAUAACUCAUUGGUAUCCGAACCCAAUAUCAUCACAAUUUCGUCCAUUAGUAACACGUCGGAGCCGACGCUCAACGAAAUUGUCAUUUACAAGAAUAACCUACUGUUCCCCGCAUCGACUAAAGUGGACCUCAUUGUCAACUACACCAAUGAGGACGACGAGCACCUGGUGGCCAGACAUAAAUUGCUGGAUUUACAGACACGUCUGGCCGACAGUGCCACACAAUUCCGGGCCAUUCAGAAGCGUUUGCUAAUUAAGCUAAAAGACCGAAACCCAACGCCUUUAAACAAUUUGGAGACUUUGCUGAAAGUAUCGCAAACUCAGAUCAAUAGUUUUGCGGACAAAUUAAUAAAAGCGACGAAUGACGUGAACAACAAGAGCUCGCAUUUAAGUUGUGCCGUAAAUCUAAUCUUCAAUUUGCUGGUCAUCUCAAAGGGCACGCAAACCGACUCAUUGAAAGCCAUUCACUCUAUUCUUACGAAUUAUAUUUCUCAUGAUAUCGAAGAGGGUUGGGAAGAGAGGACUGAAUUGUGUUUAAUGACUGUACUCGAGAGCUAUGGCAAAGACGUGGCGAACGCCACGAAAAUCAAUGAACAGCUGACUAUACCCGAGACCAGCGAUACCAUCAAACGACUCAUCAAUAUAUUAGUGAAUCGUAUCUUCAAAGGCGAAAACCUCAGCAAUAAAGACAUGACUCGUGAGAUGAAAACCAAUAGAAAUUUUACGCAAAACUCAAUCAUCAAUGAAGAGGAGGAAUAUACGGAACAACUUAAUCAGAAUUUGGACCAAUUGGUGGUCAAUCUGAACGAUUGCAUUGCCAUUAAUGCCAUCAAUAAUAAGUCAGUUGAUAGUCCCGACGGAAACCAAUAUUUUCAGAGCAAUCAUCAGAUUAUAGGCAUAAUCGACGGCAACCCUAACGAAACCAAAGUGAUUGCCGCCAAUGAGUUGAGCGCAGGCUUUGACGACUUGAACACAUUUCUGGCGACUUCUUUGUCACCCAAUCAGACACAGGAAUGCGAUGCAAAUGAAGCCAAGAGUUGGCUCAACGACAGUCUCAUUGCAUACCGAGCUAUGGCUGCGUUCAAGAAAGUUAUGCCAAACGACACGCCGAGUCCCACGAGUGAUUUAUUCAAAGACUGGUGGAGUGUCCAGUCGGCUAAUGGCGAACACUUCGGCCAUUAUUCUCUUUGUGUGGCUAAUAUAGACAAUUCCAUCAGCGGUUCUGCCACUGCUGGAGUGACAGAACACGGAUCUGCUUAUAAUAUACUCUUAAUAUACGAGCAUUUGUUGCAAAGAAGUGCCUUUAAUAUGACUUUAGGACCUUUUGGACACAUCAGAGGAAAGGAUUUUUUAUGCGUCCAAUCGCUCGAUGGAAAUCUAGUCUUCUAUGAACAGGAAAGCCUAGCGUUUAAUAGGUUUCUUCCCAACUCUUUACUUCCCGGUGCGAUGAUAUACAUACCACAUAGCGACUCAUUUAUUGUGGCCACACCUUUGUGGACAAUUGAAAGCUACAGAUACCAAGUGCUAGCCAUCGCUAAUAGCGAUGACAAUACAAACGCAAACAGCGGUACAAACAAUGUUCACGUGAAGGGCAGAAAAGUGACACCCGAUUGGAGCUUAUCUUUAGGCGAAUCCGUAAUCGACAUGAAAGCGAUUUUACUUGAGAAAUCAAAUUAUUAUAUAAUAGUUUUGGGCGAAAGAAAUCUCUACUCUCUGAAGGAAAACGGGAGCAUUUGGUUCAUGAAGAAGCUGGAGUUCAACCCGACCUGUUUGACCGCCUAUGCCAACGACACCAACGACUCGAUCAUAUCGUUGAUCGUGACGGACGUGUCCACACUCAUCAUCUACAGCAACGACCGGGCGAUGUGGGCCACGCAACUGCCCUUCACGCCCAUCGCCAUCCAACGGGCCUUCUUUGCCAACCUGAUGGGCGCCGUCGUGUGUCUCUCGGACGAGGGGCUCGUGUGUUGCGGAUAUUUGGGAACCAAUCCGUCCAUAAAGAUAGUGUCGGUGCCCAACAUUCACAGUCAAUUCAAUUACACGGAAUCGGAGACAGAAUUGCAAGAAUUGCGAACAAUUAUCAAUUCACACAACUUGGAGGGCAAUAAAAUGGACACAACAGUGGUCCGCAAUGAUGUGACAAUAAAUAUCACUGACGUUCAGACCAUCUCCGGCGUCAUGAACUCCAAGAUAUCAAAUCCGUUGUUCAAAAUCACGAUUCAAUUGCAAACGACGAGUACAGCAAACAAUGUGCGGUUAGCGCUGGAAAUGCAUAACUCAUUGGUGUCCGAACCCAAUAUCAUCACAAUUCCGUCCAUUAGUAACACGUCGGAGCCGGCGCUCAACGAAAUUGUCAUUUACAAGAAUAACCUACUGUUCCCCGCGUCGACUAAAGUGGACCUCAUUGUCAACUACACCAAUGAGGACGACGAGCACCUGGUGGCCAGACAUAAAUUGCUGGAUUUACAGACACGUCUGGCCGACAGUGCCACACAAUUCCGGGCCAUUCAGAAGCGUUUGCUAAUUAAGCUAAAAGACCGAAACCCAACGCCUUUAAACAAUUUGGAGACUUUGCUGAAAGUAUCGCAAACUCAGAUCAAUAGUUUUGCGGACAAAUUAAUAAAAGCGACGAAUGACGUGAACAACAAGAGCUCGCAUUUAAGUUGUGCCGUAAAUCUAAUCUUCAAUUUGCUGGUCAUCUCAAAGGGCACGCAAACCGACUCAUUGAAAGCCAUUCACUCUAUUCUUACGAAUUAUAUUUCUCAUGAUAUCGAAGAGGGUUGGGAAGAGAGGACUGAAUUGUGUUUAAUGACUGUACUCGAGAGCUAUGGCAAAGACGUGGCGAACGCCACGAAAAUCAACGAACAGCUGACUAUACCCGAGACCAGCGAUACCAUCAAACGACUCAUCAAUAUAUUAGUGAAUCGUAUAUUCAAAGGCGAAAACCUCAACAAUAGAGACAUGACUCGUGAGAUGAAAACCAAUAGAAAUUUCACGCAAAACUCAAUCAUCAAUGAAGAGGAGGAAUAUACGGAACAACUGUCUGGUGACGAGUGA